CUGUACUACUCCACUGCAAGAUCAAACAAGCAGACCGAUGGAGAAGAACGACACUUCCGAGACGAUGAUCACCGUGGACGUCGAUCCGGAGGCUCUGAAUUGCCCAAGAUGUCUUCGUCCCCUCGAACCUCCGGUGUUCCAGUGCGCGGCCGGCCAUGUCGUGUGCUCGACCUGCCACGGCGACCUCCCGGACAAGGACAGGUGCGGGUCGUGCUUUGUCAACUCCGGCUUCAGCCGCUGCUUCAUCCCGACGAGCUACGGCCGCUGCUUGGCCUUGGAGCGUGUCCUGCAAUCCGUCCGUGUCGCCUGCCCACACGGCUGCGCCGCCACCAAGAUGCUCUACCACGAGAAGGCGGACCACCAAAAGACGUGUGCCGGAUCAUCAGCCGCCGUGGAGCAGCCGGCCGUGCUCCUCCAGCAAGGCCCCCCGGGUGACUGCAGCUACGAGCUUGUUUUGCCCAAGGUUCUGCCGUCAUCACGGGCGAGCGUCACCGUCACCAUCACCGGUGAUGACGUCGGGAAGAAGAAGAUCUGUGAUAGUGGCAAGAGCACAAUGGGAUCGUUGGUGAGGAUGGGUCCUUGCGGUGGCAUCGGUGGCAAUGUUAGGGAGACGAGCAUGUCAGAUGUCAACCGAAUCGUCGAGGUCAUCAUCCGCCAUGGCAACGCCGUGGACGCCAUUUCCGUCAUGUACGAGCGGAAGGGCAAGGAAGCGUGGACCGACAGGUGGGGCGGCGAAGGCGGCAAGCCCGCCCCGUUCAGUCUGCAGCAGGACGAGUACCUGACCAGCGUCCAUGGCCACUACGGCCAAUUCAAGGACACUGUCGUGAUAAGAUCGCUGACGCUUGUCAGCAACCUUCGCAGCUACGGGUCAUACGGGAAGGAGGACGGCGUGCCAUUCGCGCUCCACGCCGGCCCCGGUGGCAAGAUCAUCGGCUUCCACGCGCGAUCUGGCCAAUUCCUCGACGCGAUUGGCACCUAUGUGAAGAUGGACAAUUCUUGAACACGCGCAUGGUGCAUGCCAGAUCUAAGUUUCGCAUACAUGAGAUGAGCAUACUACUCCUGAUUCUGAAUUUUAUAGUGCGUCUGUUUUGUUGAUGCCGGUUGAUGGACAGAUAAGACUGAGUUCUUCAUUCUUAUAGACAACUCUUUGCGACACAAUCUCCCCAUGGAGGUGUGAAAGCAAACUUAUUUGCAUAUCGAAGAGGGACUCUAUGAUAAUAAAACUAUCGCUUUCCCAAGGUUUCCUAAUUCUCUGAAUACGAUUUAU
Triticum aestivum (bread wheat) is the source of this 1267-nucleotide messenger RNA. RefSeq lists its product as uncharacterized. The transcript is spliced from 4 exons. The record is from RefSeq and is a predicted model, not a curated record. Gene Ontology annotation, molecular function: carbohydrate binding. NCBI's taxonomy places the organism in Eukaryota, Viridiplantae, Streptophyta, Magnoliopsida, Poales, Poaceae. The coding region runs from base 38 to 1000 and encodes 320 amino acids.